AGUAAUGAAAAGGAGGGAAAGAGAAAAAAAAAAGUGAAAAAAGCAUCUCACCAAUUGCCAUUUGGAAAGGAGGAGAUAAAUAUUAAAAAAAGAAAAAAAAAGCACUGGAUUAUAAUCACUUUUGUUGCUGUAAACACUGCUACUUGGGCUGGGAUGGUCAGAGGAACAGAUAUUGUUCAAGAUUCCUAACCCAGACUCAAGCAGUUGUGAGGUGAAAUGUGCCUUGAAGACUAAGGAGUAGGCUUGGGUAUAUCUGCCUUAUUUGCAAUGCCAGCUGCUGCUUUUGGUGGUGAAUUUUGCUCGAGGAAUGUUUAGGUGUUUUUCUAUCGAUGGUGGAUUACUCCUGUACUCCUGAAGAAGUACAACAGCAUUUCCAGACAUGUGGUACAGUGAACAGAGUCACUAUUCGGACUGACAAGUAUGGCCAACCAAAGGGUUAUGCUUAUGUGGAGUUCCUCGAAGUAGAGGCUGUUGAAUUGGCUCUCCAGCUGAAUGAAUCUCAACUACGUGGACGUCAAUUAAAGGUGACUGCUAAACGGACCAAUGUACCUGGGAUGAAACUAUAUCGUGCUCGUCGACCGAACCCCAAUAUGCGAUCCAGAAGCCCCUUUAUACCUGCGCCCUUUGUAUUCUCCCCUUAUGGAUAUGGGAAGGUUCCAAGAUUCAGAAUGCCAAUGCGUUACAGUCCAUACUUCUGAACAUUCACCUUUGUUUGAGACAUAUUCUUCCAUAUGUCAUCUCAUGGAUAAUGUUGGAUAGAUGUAAGAGAGAGAUUUGUGCUACUUAGGCUGAUGUGGUUAAUUGUUUGAGAUUUGAGGAUUUUGUUCAGUUCAUUGAAAACAGUACAGAUUUAAUGUUUGCACCUGCUAUGCUUCCUAUGUUAUAUAUAUUACUGUUUGGAAUUUGCCAGGGAAGCUUCCAUUGCAGGUUUUGCUACCGGUAGCUUGUUUGGUUUGGCUAGCUAUUUCUUGCUGCUUAUAUCCCAUUACAUGAAAUUAAGGAUGUGAUAUGACCUGGUUUUGGAACUCACAGAAUAUGGUGAGUUUGCAUAGAGUUUAAGAGAAAUUGGAGGAAGGGUAUAAAAAAUUAGUUGCUGCUAUUGUUGUCCUGCCUAGUAAAUUGAUUAUUUAUGCAGAAACUGGAAGCGUAGGUUUGUAAUUUUCCUUGCAUUUGAAUGUUGGGAGACGUUAUGUAUAACAACCAGUGUAUAUCU
Quercus lobata is the source of this 1213-nucleotide messenger RNA. RefSeq names its product polyadenylate-binding protein 2-like. NCBI's taxonomy places the organism in Eukaryota, Viridiplantae, Streptophyta, Magnoliopsida, Fagales, Fagaceae. The record is from RefSeq and is a predicted model, not a curated record. Bases 330 to 698 code for a protein of 122 amino acids. The transcript has 4 exons. Gene Ontology annotation, molecular function: poly(A) binding.